AUGUUGGGAUGCAAGCUUGCAAUUUCACUAAUUGAUCGAAAGGAAAAGUUGAGCGGAGAGGUAGGAGAGUCCGUUGAUUACGAGAGGUACCAGAGGUUAGUAGUUCAUCUCAUCUAUCUGAGUCACCCUCGUUCCAAUAUAUUAUUUUCUGUAAAUGUGGUGAGUCGCUACAUGCAUGAUCCGAGGAAGGGUCAUCUGGAUGCAAUAUAUCAUAUUUUGAGGUACAUGAAGAGUACACCAGUGAAGGGGUUGAUCUUUAAGAAGAAGGAACAUGCAAUCAGUGAGGGGUAUUGUGAAUCCGACUGGGCGAGUUGUAUGGAUGACAGGUGA
Molecule: messenger RNA, 330 nt
Organism: Phalaenopsis equestris
Lineage: Eukaryota; Viridiplantae; Streptophyta; Magnoliopsida; Asparagales; Orchidaceae
Exons: 1
Coding region: 1-330 (109 amino acids)
Source: RefSeq, a predicted model, not a curated record